Puccinia graminis f. sp. tritici CRL 75-36-700-3 is the source of this 390-nucleotide messenger RNA. RefSeq lists its product as uncharacterized. The record is from RefSeq and is a predicted model, not a curated record. The transcript has 4 exons. Lineage: Eukaryota; Fungi; Basidiomycota; Pucciniomycetes; Pucciniales; Pucciniaceae. The coding region runs from base 1 to 390 and encodes 129 amino acids.
AUGUCAGAUAACUUCAACCCAAUUUCUGAGUCAGGAUCUAAUGGCAGCAAUGGGUCAAUUUACCCUAGUAUGACUUCUCUGAGCAAACCAGUUGCCAAACCUACCCUUGUAGCCCCUACUGCUACAACUAUUGAAACCAAAUAUAAUAGUCAUCAGAUUCAAGAUACAAAUGAGCCUGCUACAGCCUCUCAAGCCACUGCAGUGGAUUAUAUGCAAAGUGCACUUGGGAUGGGCCACAUAAUGGAUGGUAUGGGAGAAAACAAUUUGGCUAUUGGCUCCUUUAAGCCUCAAGUUCACAUGCCUAAUGGCCAGAUCUUUCCAAGACCAAACUCAGGCAGCCAGACUAACUUAUUUAAUCGUGGGCAUUCUCUCCAUUCUUUCUUAGUUUGA